AUGGCUCCAACUGCAGAAGUGAUUCCACGGGCAGACCCCGCUGGUCUGCACACGACGGAGCCCUUGGGGGGCACAAUUAUGAGCGUCAUAAUCUGUCUCCUUUCCAUCAGCAUCAUCUCCGCGUUCUUGGCCCAGAGGAGUGCGGCGCUGAAGAACUGGAGGAGGAUACCAUUCGUGGUGUGGCUCGUGCUCGCCGUCUAUGUCGACUCAUAUCUCUUCGUCUUCGUAACGGCGAUACUCCAGUUCGCCCUCGGCGUCAACACCAACAUCCAGAUCUGUGACGGCGCCAUUCUCCUAUGUCUGGUCUGCUACAUCACGACAAAAGUGUUGAUCUACCUGUUUCUGGUCGAGAAAGCGCACAUCAUCCGAGGAGCGACGAAAUCGCGACUCAAGUCGAAGCUCUACAUCUUCAACUCGUUUGGCAUGCUGGGUGUCUACACCGUCAUAGCCAUCUUCAACUUUAUCUUCCGCAUCACACGUAUCGACGACGGACAAUGCUACAUCGGGAUGCAGAAGGUGUCAAUGAUUCCUCUCAUUUCCUUUGAUGCUGUCGUCAACAUCUAUCUAACCAUUUUGUUUCUCAUCCCUCUCAAGAGUCUUUACUCAUUCAAACACUUCCCCAAAACCCCUGCAAACAUUCGACUUAGGACAGUCGCGCUCCGUACCUUUAUCGGUGCCCUAUGUACUCUCACCAGCAGCAUUGUUAACCUGACCGUACUGAUGGUCCUCAACGGCGAACCCGGUUGGGUUUGCCUCAUGUGCUUCCUCUUCUCGGCCAUAGUCGUCCAAUGGGUGACUAACAAGGACAAUGUUGCGACCCAGGGCUCGUCAGGGGCCGGUUCCCGCAACGAGCUAUUCACCGAAGACUUCCGUCGCCCGGAUGGGAAUCCUCCGUAUUCACCACACCUCGCGUCGAGCCAAAAGAACGUUAUGGACGACAUGGGCGAGAUCUCCCUAGGCAACUCGACACCCUCCGAUUUUCCCAACAGCGACAAGACCUCAUCCGAAGCAGAAGGUGUGCGGCGGACGUCUUCGACCGGCUCGGUGGCGGGGAGCGGCGUUGUGGUGACGACAACGAUCAAACGUGAAUCGAAGCCUACGCCAGCCAUUUUCGAAGAGAUGAUCAUCGAGGACGGCUACGCAGAAUCGAACGGAUCCAGGCGGAUGAGCGAGCGCCAGACCGACUUUGACCGCUACGUCAGGGGCUCGCGGACGAAAAUAACGGCUGGCGAUCGGAAAUGA
Colletotrichum higginsianum IMI 349063 is the source of this 1242-nucleotide messenger RNA. RefSeq lists its product as uncharacterized. The transcript has 8 exons. Bases 1 to 1242 code for a protein of 413 amino acids. The record is from RefSeq and is a predicted model, not a curated record. NCBI's taxonomy places the organism in Eukaryota, Fungi, Ascomycota, Sordariomycetes, Glomerellales, Glomerellaceae.